GUUUAUGGAGAUCGAGAAUGGCGGAAAGGAGCUUUGCGAUUCGACGCUUGUGGAUCCGAGCUAUGUCAUCCAUCUUAUUCGCGAGAUGAUUCCUCAAAGCUCUUGCGAUGAAUUCGAUGCAACAGAAGACACUGCAAAGGAUGAUCCAAGCGCAGAAGCUGGCUGUGUUUUGUGGGACUUGGCAGCGAACGAUUCCCUUGCGAAGCUCAUGGUCGAUAACUACAUCCUCGAUGUCAUACUGGGCAUUUUGCAAGCACCAAAGUCUGAUAGAAUCCGGGAGAUUUGCCUGGGAAUUCUUGGAAACUUGGCGUUUCACGAGGAACUCAGUGGAGUCAUUGCUGAGAAUCGAGAAUUGCUAUCCACAGUGGUGCUGCAGCUCUUUGUCACAGACGCUCAAACUCUAGUAGAAACAUGCAGGUUGAUCAACGUUGGGCUACACAGCAAGCAAAUCGAGAACUGGAUUGGCGAGAUAAACACGCAAGAGACCCUGGAGCACAUACUUUGGAUUGCAGAGAACACGCUCAAUGAGCAGCUGGUAGAGAAAGUUUUGGAGCUCCUGCUCACGAUGGUGGACAGCGAGAAGAAAACGGCCGCGGUGUUUCUUCCGGGCCUUGUCAAGUCGGGCAUUGUGAGUCUGCUAGCAAAACUCACGACCUCCCAAGUCGAGGGGAUCACGCAAGGCAGCAUUUUGACUGGAAGUGUUCUUGAGUCUUUGCUUCAACUCGCUCUCGAGGUAUCUCUCUCGGAUGAGUUCUCCGGAUCCAUCGCGGACGACAAUGAACUGAAAGCCGCAGUCUUUCAAGUUGUCCACCUUUCUUGGAAGGACGAAGUCGGAGUGGCAGCAGUAACGGCGAUGGUCUUGGUUGCCAACCUUCUUUCGCAGAAGCCAGCCCUUGCCAAGGAACUUUGCGAAGAUGCUGGUUUUAUGGAGCGCUUGCUAGCUCUCAAGCCUCUAACUGAGAACGACGACGCUGCCUGCAAUGCUCUCUCGAGUAUUAUCCAGAGAAUCGAACAACAGAAGCGGGAAAGUAUCUUAGAGGCUCAAAGAAUUCGAUAGCACGACAAAGGCAGCAGGGUGGCGAGGCUCCAGGUCGAGCACUCUUCGAGCAGCUCUCCUCGCCAACUCCAUAUCGCCAUGAACUCCAUAAGCCGAGAGAAGCGA
Selaginella moellendorffii is the source of this 1162-nucleotide messenger RNA. RefSeq names its product protein saal1. The transcript is spliced from 8 exons. Bases 5 to 1057 code for a protein of 350 amino acids. Lineage: Eukaryota; Viridiplantae; Streptophyta; Lycopodiopsida; Selaginellales; Selaginellaceae. The record is from RefSeq and is a predicted model, not a curated record.